CCUGUAUCUGUGCAGGUUGUCCAAGUGCACGACAACCGUUUCUUUCGUCGUCUCGCAUGUGUCGCCCGCGGCACGGGUUCGGAUCGAUAGGUCCAUGAGCGCUUGCCAGUGUCUUUCUUUAGCUCUGUGUCCUCGCCAGAAAGAUUAUCAGCUAUGUCACUGAACGAUUAUUUUACAGCAAAUGGAGCGGUGUAUUUGAGACCCGUCGGCCUGCCGGAUUGCUUCCCACUUCCAGGUCUGCCGCAUGGGUGCAAGCCGCCUCCUUUGACUAUGCAACACCCCUGCAAUACACCACAGAAGCCACGCACGAUGGCUGCCGUGUCCCCUCUGCACCAAGUCGUACCUCCACCUCAGCCUAACAUUCCAUCGUACGAAGGGGGUAACCUGGCCUUCAACGCAACGUCCCGAACAUCGAGCUUUGCGGCAGCUCUCAGGAAACUUGCGAAGCAAGCCGUGGAUCCUGUCUCUGGUGAGAAGGAUUUAUCUCAGAUCUCUCCUGUCUCAUCUCCUGCUCUAAAUCAAGGAUCAUUGACUCCAAAACGGAAUGUUUCAAAUCCUCCACCUCCCCCCAUGUUCCUCAGCAAUCACCAGGUGUCAUAUGCAUCGUCUUCUCCACCGGUUGUGACAAUCGCACCAAGCAGACCGGUGGCAACGCACACAUCGGAUAGUAGAAAGGUAAUGGAUUUAAGUAGUGUACAACAAGUAAACAAUUCAAGCGCACUCAGCAAUGGUCAUCUGCAGGAGCCUCUGGGUGUGAAACUAGACACCUCAAAGGGAGGACCCAGACCAGUUCAUGCAGAUAAAUGGGAAGAAUCUAGUAAAAGCUUAUCCGCAUCUUCAGCUUCGUCUCAAGUGAGGCCCCACGCAACGAUUGCACCAUUACCCAGGCCUGACGAUUCCCUAACGUCUUCAAGAGGCUUUCAACCGUAUCGAGGUACAGAGGAAUCGAGGAAUACCCUUCCUCAUCAUAUUUCAUUAUUUGACCAUCAUCACCCGGCCGCUUCCUACCCAUAUACGCCAGCCUUUUUGCCACCCCCACAUCUCUCGCAUCCCGCCUACAGGUUCGAUGACCCUCUUUACUUGGAACGCUACAGCUUACUUCGUCCUCCUGUGAUGCCUUAUCCCCAGCCUGGCAUGAUGGCUCCGCCAGCCACGUUUUAUCCCAAUAGCCGCUAUGCGGCUGACCUCAUCGCUCAAUCACUGUCCCUUAACUCAGCCAACAGCAGCAUCCUUAAUCACGAAAGACUAAAGCACGAAGAAGAAAGGAGAAUGAGAGAAAAAGAAAUGGAGCUUGAUCAGACACGGAAUAAAGAGCAAGAAAGACAAAGAGAGAAAGAACAGAGAGAAAAAGAAUCCAGGGAAAGAGAGCACAAAGAAAGAGAACAGAGAGAAAAAGAGAGAAAGGAAAGAGAGAAACCCUAUCGAGAGAAAGAAGACAAAGCGGAUUAUGCUGACCACAAGAAAACAAUGCCUACAUCUAACCACGUUUCUACCUCAAAGAGGACUGAAUCUCCAAGUGUGAGAAGUGGGGCUGUGAUGCACUGUUCAACAAAUCACAUCUCACCUUCUACCACGGCAAGCAGCUCGAUACCUCUAAACUUGGUCGUCCACGCUGGUAGUGAACCGCCAAAGAAGGAAACCGAGUUGUGGUUACCAUGGCAACAACCAGCGAAUCAGUACGUCAAAGAUAACAAUCAAGAAGCUGGAAACAAUCCCAAGCAUCCAGCUUUUCGAUCCCAGGAUAAUCAACGCCAUCAUCAUUCAUACCCCAAAGAGCCACAUCCAAACGAAAAAGUAAAUCUGCGAUUCAGCCCUUCCAUACUGAACGAAAAGAGACAAGUGAAUGUACCACCAUCUGAUGGUGAAACCAAAAAGCACACCAUUACCGAAACCAAAAAGUUUGACUCUAUACACCACCACAUCACUGAACUCUCCAACAAAGAUCACAGUGGCCAUGAAUGGAGGCACGAAAAAUUGCAAAAGGCGUGCACGAACAAUCACAGGAAGAGCCAUGAGUCUAAGAAAUCAAAAGAAGAGAGAAACAAUGUCUUUCAGAAUCAUCAACGAAAAGCCGUGAAUGGUGUUAUUCUUAAAACAAGUCCUUAUCAAAACGAAGGUAUGCAUGCCCGUCUGCUGGAAUCCGAGAAAUGCAGAAUGGAAAUGAAUGGCCACAUGUUACAAAAGCCUCACGUGGUGGGCAGUGUUAAUGAUAGACUUGUUCCACCAACAUAUAAGACUAAUUAUCUACCUAGUAAAGAUACUAGUCCUCAGAAGUUGUUUCCAGAUAGUUAUAAUGUCCCGGUGCUGAAAAGUAAUGUUGAUUUAACACCUGUUGUGAGCAAGCUGGACUUGGAAGCGAAAAACAUGGAAAAGAAUGAUUUAAAAUGCAUAGACGAUGAUGGGAAAGAAGAAUUGAGGUUAAAGAAUUUUCUCAUAAUUACAAAAGGGCCGCCUUUGAAAUUUGAUCCCAAUCCACAGAAAAUAAAAUUCCUGAAACUAUUGGGAUUGACGACUCAUUUUAAAAGAAAAAAAAUUGAAUUUGAUAUGUACCUGAAGAGGAGAAAAAUUCUUUUAGAAGAUUCUGAGAUUCCACCCCUUAGUUCUGUGGAUGAGGAUGAGAAAUCUGCUCUACCUUCUGUAAAUGAAAGCAGUCCCAAAAUGGAAUAUUUAGCAGAAAAGCUUAGAUCGGAAACAACUCCCGAAAAAUUAGAGUUUUUCUUGAAAAUUGGACUCACGCCUAUAACUUUGGUAAAAAAAGAAGAAAAAGAACGUAUCCGACGAAUUGUCGAAGAGGAGAAACUUCGACGUCAUUACCGAAUAUUAGCGAACGUCAAUCGAAAAACUUCCCCACGUCGAUUGUUUGUGCCAAAAAGUGAAGCUGCACAUAAACUCGACCACAUCAGGAAAAUGAAAGAGCGAAACUGUAUAGCUAAUGGUUGGUUAUCUAAAAGACCGCUUGAAGAAGAAGAGCAAAUGUAUGAUUCAAAUUUUUCAUUGCCUAGUCAAAUUUCUACACCGAAAACUGAGCAAGUGCCUUAUCCCGUUACUGCAGAAUCAAGCGACGUCGCGUUGCCACCUUCGAUAGAAGAUGCUCAGUCGCAUUCAUCAGUGAACAAGUCUUUCAACAAAUACUCCUUCAAAAGGGGGCACAGCUUGAAAAAUGAAUGGAGGUUUGCCGAACCGAAGCCACCCACCAAACACAAUCAUAUGCUGACGACCCAGUCUCAGAGUGGACUGAAUGAUUCUGCUACCAACAAUCGUACAGUUAGUUGCAAUUCAGUCAGCACACAAGUAGAUCUCACUGUCUUGGGAAGUGCUACUGAAAGCAAAUCUUUAGCAGUUCUCAAGAAUUCAUUCAAUUGGCCAGGGUUAGAAGCAAUCAUGGAAGCUUUUUAUAGGCAUCAGAAUGAACAAUCAAGUGAGAAAACUAUCUUAUCUGAACGAUGUCAUCAUUUGCGUCACUCUCAAGAAGAACUCAAAAGGGAAGCAGAUAGCCUCAGUAAACAGAUGUCUGAAUUACUCAAAUGCAAAAGAGAAUUAGAGGAAGAACGACUGAAGUACCAGCAUUCCAUUGACCGCUUAAAAAAGUGCCUUCAGUUGGGAAGGUAACAACGUGUAGUUAAUGUUCCGGAUACUGUUGGAAGCCAUCUUGUGCUCUUCUGAAAUACAGUAUUUGAUGGCAAUUCUUUGAAAAUUGUCGGUGAUGCCCCAGAAGGCAACAAAAAGUAUCUCGACCUCACCGAAUUGUAUAUGCAGAGACAUUCCGCAAAUUUUUAACCUAUUAUGCCUAGUCUGUAUUUUUGUUCCUUAUUGUUUUUUACAUACAUUUGUUUCCCUGAAAUUCAUGCAAUUGCAAGUAUGUCUAGGACCAAACAAAAACCCUUAUUCUAAAAGGGACCAUUUCAAAAGUAUUUUAACAUACAAGUAUAUUCUAGUGGUUUUAAACUAGUCUCGUUUCAUGACAGCUGAACGAACUUUUCACAGUUGACCCUUUGUAUAAAAUGUAUUAUUUCUGGUACAUAUUUAAGUGUCAUUUAUGUAAAGGAACACACUGUCAUGAAAUCUUUUUCCUUGUUGAUAUCAUCGUACAAUUUUGUGAUUUACCUUCAUGUUUUGCACAUUGAUACAUAUACUUGCGCUGUUAUAUUUAUAUUUUACUUUAUUUAGGUUAUAAGAAAUUAAAUGUGGUACAUUCAAAA
Stegodyphus dumicola is the source of this 4199-nucleotide messenger RNA. RefSeq lists its product as uncharacterized. The record is from RefSeq and is a predicted model, not a curated record. NCBI's taxonomy places the organism in Eukaryota, Metazoa, Arthropoda, Arachnida, Araneae, Eresidae.